CACGCAGGAGAGACGCGGAAGUGGGUCACCUCGGAACUAUUCUGACGCAACUUUCUCUGCAUGUUUGACACUCGUGCGGCCAUGAAGAAGUAGCCCCCCCGCCUCAUUUUCCUCAGGGUGGUCCAGCUGUGUCUUCUUUUUUUGUUUUUUUUUACGUGAACGGAAUCCGGACUCUUAAUGGAUUACAACAAACCUGAUGAAAGAUCCCCCGCCGAGUCUUGUCACUAAUACGCGAAUCGAGCUCAGGCACCGAACCGGUUCAAUUCUUCUGACUCCCCAGGACCCGAUUCGGCAGUCAAGGAGGCUUCCGAUCCGCAUGAUCAACAUGUUGACGGCGCACACCGGACACUUGCUCCACCCGGAAUAUUUACAACCGUUAACACCAGCGCCCGUCAGCAUCGAGCUGGACGCUAAGAAGAGUCCGCUGGCCCUGCUGGCUCAGACCUGCUCCCAGAUCGGAAAACCGGAUCCUCCGAGCUCCUCUAAACUCAAAGAGAAGGAGGCCAGCGGUCGCUCGUCUGUCUCCAGCUUGAAAGUGGGAGAACAGCGCCCCCCUUCGGAGGACAAGUCCAGCUUCAAGCCUUACCUCAUCGGCGGCAGUGGAGACGGGGAGAGAGUAAGCAGCAGCAGCAGCAGUUUGGAUAAAGUAUCAUUCAAGGUUCUCAACAAUAAUGGGAAUACAGCCAAUGGGCAGCUGUCGCACGUGCCCCACGCCUCCUCACCCAGCCCUGGACCCAGCAGAGCCAGCCCCCCGGGGUCCACCCAGCAGCCGCCUCUCAAGCACCCAGGUGGCGGACCGCCCAACCCGCAUGCUCACGUGUCAAAUGGAAACCGUGAGCCGGACAGCCCGAGCAAGAAAGACGCUGAUGCAAGCAAAACGACCUCGGAGGGUCCGCACCUCGCCAACUCCAGCCACGCCCGAGCUACCGCCAACUGCAGCACCGGCAGCUCGGAGGGUGGCUCCAUCCUCGAUAAAGUGGACUCGGUGCCAGGGCACAUUGCGCCCAUUUCUCCUUACAAGGCGGCGCAAGCGCUAUUCCCGCUGCAGUCGUCUAAUUUAGGCUACCACGGGUCGGUGGUGGGGGCCUAUGCUAGCUUCCCUCCGCCCUUGGUUCCCGGGUUAGACCACAGCAAGUCCGGCGUGGGAAACUUGGGCAUUCCUGGAAAGCAUCCGAGCUCCAGCCCUCUUACCGGGGCCUCUCCCCCUUCAUUUAUGCAGGGUCUAUGCAGGGACCCCUACUGCCUCAGCUACCCCGGUGUACCCCACUCAUCCGUCCACGAGCCCUCCGGCCUCAAGUCCAGCUUUCCGUUGGUGUAUCCCUCCCACCCGCUUCAUUCCCUCCACCCCGGCGGUCCCUCGUCCCUCCCCCACCCCUUGUACUCAUACGGCUACAUGCUACCCAAUGACCCCCUUCCUCAUGCGUGCAACUGGGUCUCGGUCGGGGGUCCGUGCGACAAACGUUUCGCCACGUCAGAUGAGCUCCUGGCUCACCUGCGCGCACACACGGCGCCCCCCGUGGACAUGGAUGCCAAGAUGCUCUCAGUCUCGUCAUCGGGACCUUCUUCUUCCUGUCACCUGCACCUUCCCCACAUGAGCAGCCCCGGCUCCUUGCUCAGAGCGCCGCCCAGCCUGGGACUUGCUCGCUAUCACCCCUACAGUAAGGUCCAUUUGACCCCCGGACCCUCCUCCGUGUCCCUGCACUCCCUGCCCGCUACAAGCCCCUACUACCCGCACUACGCCUUCUACAACCAAAGACUCGGAUCUGCGUCCGCUCUGGGCUACCAGUGACACCGACAUCCCUCCAGAGACAUUUUUUUUUAAAGGACCACUGGGACUUUUUGGAUGUAUGUUGACGCCACUUUGGUAUAUCUUAAUGGCCUUGGCUUUGCGUUCUUUCUUUCAGUACGGAGAAAUUGACCAGUUAACCUAAGGAAUCUGGGAAUUUCAAAACCAUACUUUUGAAAUCUAUGUUUACACCUGCGCUAGGCCAAAAAAAAACAUCAUUUGUGACUUGUCUGUCAUGACCAAAAGCAAAAAAGAAAUCAUUAUAUCCGCACUUUUAUACAAAUCCUCAGAAAAGGUUAUUGCCUGGCACGUAUACCAGGUCCACCUGCCGCAAAGUUAGCCUGUGCAAUUUUGCCGUAUCCCGCUAACAAACCAACCGGGACAUCACACUCGCUAGAACUUUGGCUAGCAGUUGAUGCUAAUGUUGCUGCCAUGUAACUCAGCGAGUUAGCUGCUAACAUUGCCACUAAAUAUGAUUUUUUUGUUUUGUUGCCAAAACUCACAAUUUGAUGCUACUUGUUUGCUACUUUAUUGCUAACAGCUGCUUUCAAUGCUAAGCCAGCAGACACCCUGGACAUCCAACCACGUGUUAACGCUCCUGGAGUAUUUCUUUUACACCGGGGCGCCCUGCCUGGUACCGUUAUGUUUCUUCUAGAGCCCCCCACCCCGCCACCCCUCCCCCACCCCUGGCCGAGUUGAAUGUUUAAAAAUCAUGUCUCUCCAAAGCGCUUUUGUAGCAAAGAGAUGUGAUAUUUUUUUUGUACAUGUGAACCACCACGCGGUGCUAUCCAGAAAACACGGGUUUUGGGGGUGGGGGUGAGGUUGGGGAUUAUGGGGGGGGUUGUAUUUUGUUAAA
Molecule: messenger RNA, 2642 nt
Organism: Doryrhamphus excisus (bluestripe pipefish)
Lineage: Eukaryota; Metazoa; Chordata; Actinopteri; Syngnathiformes; Syngnathidae
Product: zinc finger protein 703-like
Biological process (GO): negative regulation of DNA-templated transcription
Cellular component (GO): nucleus
Source: RefSeq, a predicted model, not a curated record